AUGGGAGAACUAAUGUCUCUUUUUAGGAAUCUCCAGGGGAUACUUGAUUCCUCAGGCACCAUAGGAGCAUUGGUGGCUUGGCUGAUCAGCUAUAAGCCAGUCUUGUUUGGGUUCUUAUUCCUUCUGCUGUUGCUUAGCAACUGGCUGGUCAAGCAUGAAGUCAAGCCCACCCCCCCAGAGCCCAAGCAGGACAAGAUCCUUGAACGACUUAUGUUCAGUGAAAUGAAGUUGAAGGUCUUAGAAAAUCAGAUGUUCAUCGUAUGGAAUAAAAUGAAUCACCACAAGAGGUCGAGUGGACGGAGGGCUUUUCCCAUGAGGAAGCACAGACUGAGGAGGCAUGAGUCCAUCUUCUCCAUCUUCUCUGAUUGCACCUCCAAUUCUCCCUAAUGAGGUCAGAGAGACUGGGGUGGGCUGGCCUCUUCUGAUGUUACCUUUGCUCAGUAAAACCCAUCAGAGACUAUUGGAUUUUCUUAGUAAAUCACACUGGAGAGGAGGAUUGGAGGUUGAAAGGUCACCUCUGGAAAAGAAAUCUAUUCACCAGGUCAGCCAGAUAGCACCCUAGAUACAACCUGACAGGGGCUCUAGAACCCAGGCCCUUUCUCUCUUUGAGCUGGACCACCUCAACCCCUCAAUCAGCCCUGGUCCAGGGAGCUAUAUCUGUUCACCUCGAGUCUUACA
Messenger RNA from Pteropus alecto (black flying fox), 678 nucleotides. It is a transcript of the gene TEX46, whose product is annotated as testis expressed 46. The transcript has 2 exons. The coding region runs from base 1 to 387 and encodes 128 amino acids. The record is from RefSeq and is a predicted model, not a curated record. Lineage: Eukaryota; Metazoa; Chordata; Mammalia; Chiroptera; Pteropodidae.